AUGCAAGCCUUCGUGCCUAUGACGAACGGAUCUACCUCCUAUCGCCAGCCCGCCUCACUGCACGGCGGUAAUCUUCACAACCGCUCUGCACAGCAGCGUGGUGGCAUGGCGCCACCAGGCCCCCCUCCGUACGGCUACCCUGGCCAGCAGAUCCCGGGAUCUCCGACCAGCGGCUCUUCCCCUAGAUCUCCUACUAUCCCGCCAAUCGUUCUGGAGGCUUCUUCGUCCAGGGUAGGUACGCAAACCUGUGUGCAGCUGCUUGUGCCCUCACGUCAGGCGCUGUAUGCUGUGCUAGCCGUUCCUUUGCUGCUGUGGCUGGUGGUGAUGCUGGCGGGGACACUCCACUCGGAGCCCAUUCCGGACGGCUUCACUAAAAGGGACUUUGAGCACCCGCUGACAUGGUUUGACAGCAUGUUGUGUGACAGGGGCUUGGUGAUGGUAGACUGGGAUCGAGGGAUCUGGUACCCGAGACGUGCUCGGCCAGGUAUCCCUGUUCAGGUAGAUGGCAAGGUUAAGAUGCUGUUGGCAACUCACGUCAACAGUGUUCACCGCACUGUGGAUGACGUGAUAACGCAUGUCUUCCGUGUGUGGGGUCCGAUGUUGCCUCUGGCUCCCUACCUGGUCCGAGUGGCCUCGUUAGGUCUACAGGGCCGCGCACCAGCCCCCUCCCUCUCGGACUCCAAGCCUCUGAGCCGGCCGCUGUGUCCAGGUGUGACACUGCCUCUACAAACCCUGUUUGUAUACCUGACCAUCAUCCUGCUGCGCCUGGUCAUCUACGUGGGCCACGUGGCUCUGCAGCGGUGGAGCACUGGGGCGCUGGUAUUAGUAUCGGACCACCUGCUACUGGCAGCGUCGGUUGUGGCAUGCUUCCAGUCCGAGCUGGUGAUGUGCCUGUCGGAUGUAUACAAGUCAGAAUUGCUAAGGGGUAUGGACCAGAGUACCGACCUGAGGCAGCUUGUGGUCGUGGGCGGCUUUGUAGUGUCCAUGUUUGCUAUGGUGUUUAUCUUUGGUGACAUGUACUGCACUGCCCGGUGGUACCAUCAUGCCACAGAGUCGUGGGCGGCGGUUUUUGCUGGUGCACUGCUGUUCCAGGCGCCUGUUGUCGUCUGGCUGUUGCGGCGCAAUAGCUGCCCCACACAAUUUGCCCGUGUCACAUCCAUGUGA
Messenger RNA from Volvox carteri f. nagariensis, 1164 nucleotides. RefSeq lists its product as uncharacterized. The record is from RefSeq and is a predicted model, not a curated record. The transcript has 6 exons. NCBI's taxonomy places the organism in Eukaryota, Viridiplantae, Chlorophyta, Chlorophyceae, Chlamydomonadales, Volvocaceae. Bases 1 to 1164 code for a protein of 387 amino acids.